CGUACGGAAGCCGACAAGUAUAUUUUAUGACUGAGGAGUGUCUAUUUUUUGUGGGAGCGUAGAGUGGAAAACCUCGACCCCGUUGUGCUUCCUUGACCGCUGCUAUGAACAGCCGCAGUCAGACGCAUAUCAACAAGCUUGACUAGAAGCUAUUUUAGAAAGUGAUCACAUUAACUAGGUCUAGACGCCGAUUAUUCUCCAUUCUGUGAACUACAGCUAGCUACUAUGCUAGGCAACCUUAUGGCAAUGGAAAAAGCACUAACCAGCUAGCUAGUCAAAUACUCAUCUGUCAACAACUGUGCUGCGUCAGGACUGUUUAGCCUCAGGAUGCGUUACAACGAGAAGGAGCUUGUGUCGUUAAGCCGACAACCUUCAGAAAGAGCAGCAGAGUUGGGGAUGCGAGGACCGAAGAAAGGAGAUGUUGUAAAGAGAAGACUGGUGAAGCUGGUGGUCAAUUUUCUCUUCUACUUCCGUACCGAUGAGGAAGAGCCUCUGGGAGCCCUGCUUCUGGAACAAUGUCGUGUGGAAAGAGAGGACAGUCAAGCCUUUUCUAUUGUCUUCCUAGACGAGGCAGAGAGGAAGUACCUGUUUGAGUGUGACUCCCAGGAACAGUGUCAGGAAUGGGUAGACUCCAUCAUCCAGGCCAGUUACGAGUUCAUGAGGAAGAACCUGAUCUUCUACCGCACAGAAAUCCACCGUCUGACCGGCAAGGAUCCCCUGGAGCAGUAUGGGAUAUCGGACGACACUCGCUUCCAGGUCAGCAGUCAUCAACAGCUCAUGCUUAAAGACACUUAAAGAUGGAGGUCAGCCAGCUUGCUCCUUCACCUCAGCCUGCCCUGCCCCCCCCCCCCCCCCCCCCCCCCCCCACCUGCCAGCCGGCCUGGUCCCAGUCUCAUUACUCUGGGCAGCUAUUUCCACCAGCUUCACCCAGAUGCAAUUGUCUGGAUCAACCUGAAGGCCUCACUUGUCCUCGCUUCCCUCAAACGACCCAUGGUCAGGCUGCUCACUCAUCUCACCAACCUCCUUCCUCAGAUUUCCUCUCCCUCACUUUCUUUUCCCCACACACCCAUGUCCUGCUUCAGGAAGCAUCUCGUAGGCUCCGUGUCAGCCUUACCUGCCUAGCGACCUCUAUGGUUCUGUAGCUCUCAACUUUCAGCAUUUCACCAAGGCAGAAUCUCUCUAACAUGCGUCUGUUUUAUUGUUGUUGUUUGAGUUGUGGUCAGUAGUUUGUUGUUAGGGUAUACUACAAAUUCUCUCUCGCUCUUUCUACCCUAUACUUUCUCUCGACCCUCUCCUGUAAUUUCAUACCUGGGUUUAUCUGGGUUAUGUACUGUAAACCAGGACCUAUAACUAAAAACAUGUUGUUUUAUAUUAGUCUCUACUCAGACAUGCUGUAUUCUGGACAAUGUGACAACUAUGUUAACUAAGUGUCAUCGUUCAAAGGGCUGGGGAGCCGAAGGUUGUUUUGCCACAGCAAUAACAUUUAUCCUUAUACUUGAUCCAUCUUUUAAACAGAUCUGAUCCUUUUUUAGUUUUGUGUGCGGUUCUGGAAUCUGUUGUAAGCUGUUUGGACUGUGAGCCGAUGACUGGGAUGUGAUAGCUGAGGUCAGUGCCUACUCAGAGAAGGGGCUUGUAUGCCAACCCUUUUUCAGUCAAUACCACUUCCUGUCUUGAAUCUCAUUUCCUGUAAAUGGUUUGUUGAGACACUUUUUCUGAAUCAAGUUGUCCCUAAACAACCAUUUAACAACUCUUGUUUAGUUCGAAAAACAUGUCAGCGGUUCUUUAAAUUAGUGCAAUCCCCAGACCAUGUUGUUGAUAUAGUAACUAUAUUAUAAUUGUGGCACUUGAUAGUGGUUUGUUAGUAGCAACUAAUUUAUCGUAAAUUAAGUAUGUACAAACGGCCAAAUUACAUGGUCAACCAAUUCACUCAUUACUACCUAUCAAAUGAUGAGGGUGAUUAGCAUUUUGAACUAUAGGUUAUGUCAUGUAGCACUUAGAUUUUUAAUGAGAGAUGAGCAGAAUCGAUAUUGAAAGCAGCAAUAACGUCCUUUCCUCUGUCUUUUUCAUUUGAGCCUAUGCUUUUCUCAGUCCUGUAACUCUGGGUUCUACAACACUGUAACAAAGGAUGACUUUGAUUUUAAGUCUUCAGAAUGUUUCUUCAGCGGAUUAUUAGUUAAACAACGCUUAUACGUUGAAUGUUUCUCUUUGAGUUUUAUUUUUGUAUUAUAUUAUGAUAUUGGCACAUCAAGUGUUUCAUUUGAAUAAACUUCUUACUUCAAGUAGGAAUACGUACAUUUCACUGUCAUGCAAUGUUAUCAAGUCUGUGAAUCCUGUCAAAUUUUUACUUUUGAUUUCCAAUAAAAGAAAGAGAUGAACAUCAA
Messenger RNA from Hypomesus transpacificus, 2381 nucleotides. It is a transcript of the gene plekhj1, whose product is annotated as pleckstrin homology domain containing, family J member 1. The transcript has 6 exons. Gene Ontology annotation, cellular component: recycling endosome; early endosome; trans-Golgi network. Gene Ontology annotation, biological process: retrograde transport, endosome to Golgi; endosome organization; receptor recycling. The coding region runs from base 328 to 795 and encodes 155 amino acids. Lineage: Eukaryota; Metazoa; Chordata; Actinopteri; Osmeriformes; Osmeridae. The record is from RefSeq and is a predicted model, not a curated record.